AUGGAGUUCAACAGAGAAAGUGAAGUGCGUGAGCUGGAGAGAAAAUUCAAUGACUCAAUAGAGCUGUGCGAGGUUGCACAAACAGAAAAGACGAAGGGCCGUGCAAAGAGCCCUUUUAAUGUAAAGUAUGAAAGCACAAGGGACGAAAAGAUCCAUACAGUAGAGCAGGAAAUGUUUCGCCUGAAGGAGAUGCAGAGCAAGGUCCUGGGGAUGCAGGAGACUCUUGAGGGUGCCUUUGGGAAAGAGGCAAAAAAAAUGAAAGAAAAAGAAAUAAAAGACCUCAGAAACAAGUACAAAGUGCGGGUGCUUGAGAUUGAGGCAAUGUACAAAGAGAAGGAGAAAGAGUUAAAGAGAGAGUAUGACCAGAAGCUAGAGAAAGUCAUGCAGAAAUUGAAGGAGAAGGUAAAGGAGACAAUCAAAAUAAAAGUUGCAGAGGAGGUGCAGGAUAUAAAGAAAACAGUUGAGAAAAAAGUGCUUGAAGCGAAGUUAAGAGACAAAAAUGUAAUUGAUAAACUGUCGCAGAUGUACAUAGACUUAAAGGAGAAAUAUAAAAGAGACAUCCAAAAAAUACAGGAAAAUAACCGCCAAUAG
Nematocida ausubeli is the source of this 591-nucleotide messenger RNA. RefSeq lists its product as uncharacterized. NCBI's taxonomy places the organism in Eukaryota, Fungi, Microsporidia. The transcript has a single exon. The record is from RefSeq and is a predicted model, not a curated record. The coding region runs from base 1 to 591 and encodes 196 amino acids.